GGAUAUCCUUGGACAACGCGAAUCCUCUACCUGACUUGUAAACUUGUUGCAUUUGCUCCAGAACACCUCCAAGAGCGCAUUUUGGAUACUUAUUUGCGCGUAACGGCGGAACAGCGAUACAAAGUGGACUAGUACUGAUGAACUGUGCGUAAAAAGCUGCACUUUUGCAUUAAAAUCCAUGUAUGAGGAGAUGUCCUUUCUGCGCGUGGCGGAUCUGUGAGCGCAAAAUCUGCUUCAGUCGCACCGGUUCGCGCACAUUGGGUCAGGAUGGCAGCCGGAGUCGCCGCGUGGCUACCGUUCGCGCGCGCCGCAGCUAUAGGAUGGAUGCCCGUGGCGAGCGCCCCGAUGCCGCCGCCUCCGCGGGACAAGAAGCGAGGUCAGGACGGGUUGAUCAUCUUGAACGUCAGCGGCACUAGGUUUCAAACUUGGCGGAAUACUUUGGAGAGGUACCCAGACACCUUACUGGGGAGCACAGAGCGCGACUUCUUCUUCCACGAGGAGACCAACGAGUACUUUUUUGACCGCGACCCCGACAUCUUCAGGCACAUUCUCAACUUCUACCGCACCGGAAAGCUGCACUACCCUCGCCACGAGUGCAUCUCCGCCUAUGACGAGGAGCUGGCCUUCUUCGGCAUCAUUCCAGAGAUAAUAGGGGACUGCUGUUAUGAGGAAUACAAAGAUCGCAGGAGGGAGAACGCGGAGAGAAUUCAAGACGAUGAGGAGAACGACAACAACAACGACUUGGUCAUGCCGGAUUUGUCGUUCCGCGAGUCCAUGUGGCGCGCGUUUGAGAACCCGCACACGAGCACCAUGGCGCUGGUCUUCUAUUACGUUACGGGCUUUUUCAUCGCCGUCUCCGUUAUGGCCAACGUGGUGGAGACGGUCCCGUGCGGCAGCUCGCUAAACCGCGCGAAGGAGCUCUCGUGCGGGGAGCGCUACGCCCUCGCGUUCUUCUGUUUGGAUACGGCCUGCGUCAUGAUCUUCACCGUCGAGUACCUGCUGCGUCUGAUCGCCGCGCCCAGCAGGUACAAGUUCGUCAAAAGCGUCAUGAGCAUUAUCGACGUGGUGGCCAUCAUGCCUUACUACAUCGGCCUGGUCAUGACGGACAACGAGGACGUGAGCGGGGCCUUUGUCACCCUCAGGGUCUUCAGGGUCUUUCGGAUUUUCAAAUUUUCGCGGCAUUCCGCAGGGCUGCGCAUCCUGGGCUACACGCUGAAGAGCUGCGCGUCCGAGCUGGGCUUCCUGCUCUUCUCGCUCACCAUGGCCAUCAUAAUCUUCGCCACCGUCAUGUUCUACGCAGAGAAAGGCUCCUCUGCCAGCAAGUUCACCAGCAUCCCGGCGGCUUUUUGGUACACCAUCGUCACCAUGACAACGCUGGGAUAUGGAGACAUGGUUCCUAAGACCAUCAUGGGGAAGAUCUUCGGCUCUAUUUGUUCUUUGAGCGGCGUGUUGGUGAUCGCUCUUCCCGUUCCUGUCAUCGUGUCCAACUUCAGCCGGAUCUACCAUCAAAGUCAGCGUGCAGAGAAGAGACGUGCCCAAAAGAAAACCAGGCUUGCUAGAAUUCGUGCGGCGAAGAGCGGCGGCGCUAGCGCUUAUUUGCAGUACAAACGCAAUGGGAUGCUGGUGGACAUGGAGGAGGAGGCAUCCAAAGAGGCGGGACAAGCUUUGGUAUGUAAGGCCAACCCCACCUUUGAGACCCAACAUCACCAUCUCCUGCACUGCUUGGAGAAAACCACGAAUCAUGAGUUUGUGGAUGAGCAAACCUAUGAGACGAGCUGUAUGGAGGUUUCUCUAGCGAAGCCAUCAAUGUCCCGUUCCUCUUCAAUGUCCUCCUCUCCUCAUGGCCUGUCGUCCUGCUGCACGCGCAGAAAUAAGCGCAAGAGCUUCAACGUCCCCAAUUCCAACAUGGCCGGCGGCCGCAGGGGCAGCAUACAGGAGCUCAGCACCAUCCAGAUCAGAGAGAGACCGCUGAGCAACAGCCGCUCCAGUCUCAAUGCCAAGUUUGAGGAGACGGUUCCGCUGAAUUCAGAAGAGCCGUCCUACAUCACUGCUGCGGUCAUCAGCAUGCCGACUCCACCGGUCACUACACCCGAGGGUGGAGACUUGGCCAGCUCACACGACUUCUUGCAGAGCAACAUUGUCAGGGUGUCGGCGUUAUAGACCGUUCAUUAGCCGUUUGAUUAAAUGAGAGAACACUGAAUCGACGGAUCGCCCCCUAGUGUAGUGGAGGAGGCAUUGCAGCAGGAUGGGCCUUAGCUGGACCUGUUUUUUUUUUUUUGUUUUGUAUGUUUGUUUCUUUUUUGAAUCAGCUCCCAUCCAGAGCUCUCCGUCAGCUCCACCUCUAGAUAACGUGGGGUCCAAUAGGCUCAACCCAUAGAGAAAAACAAUGCCCAUUGUGGUUGUAUCAUUUUUUCAGUAUUGUGUGUCGCUGAAUUUGUCGUCUUCGAUUUUGAUGGGAUCGCGUGAUAUAUUUAAGGAGUGUACCAGCAGGGGCGGGAUUUUACAAGCUUUUAGACAGCUCCACACACACUUUUGAUACUACAAAGUAAAGCUGGGCUCUACUAGGGUGUGUUUGAAUGCGCGCGUGUGUGUAUACAAUGAUCUCUUGCAUGUUUUUUUGCGUAAGUCUUUGUCUUUUCGGCAUGAGCAAUAAGGAUUGGCUCUUUCUGUCAGAAUGCGUGUUUUAAUUGUCAAUAAUUUGCCUAGUUAUAUAUACAGUAUCGAUCUUUCGAAACUCAGCGAGUGUGUGGGGAAAAAAGAAGCUGUUUUGUUGCUUUCUGAGAGUUUGGCCUGUUCAUCUUCUCUCUCUGUCCCACCCAUGUUGUGUUCACUCCUUGCCUGGCCUGAUGGGAUGUUUGUUAUUCUUCUUUUUUUUUUGUGGAUGAGUACAAAGCUGAACAAACUUUUUUUUUUCUAAAUGUUUCAGCAUAUUUCUGACAAUGGAGGCUUGUGGACUUGAGCUCAAAUACUAGCCAUUCCGUUUUAUACUCCAAAGUUAGCGAGUUAACUGUGAAAAAGAAAAAAACAAUGUGCUUAUUUAUUAUCUUCGUUCAAAUUCUUGUGCAUGUUGUCGUGGACAUGGUGAAACAGGCCAGUGUGGACCAGAGCUGUUUUUACUUUGAAAGUUACGACUUUUUUUCUUCCACUCGUCGGCCUCCCUUUAAAGUGAUGUACUUUGUUUUCAACAGACAUCCUCACCAAGUGUUGCUAUUAUUUCUGGAUGAUGGCAUCUAGUUGUGUGCAAUGACACUUUGAGAAUCUUAAAAUCAGAUUCGUAGCACGGUUAUAUUAUUAUCGUGGUCUCCCAAAUUAAAAGCAUGAAUCUCACAAAGUCAUGUUCAGGUAUUUUCACUCCAAAAUCAAUAGAAAAGAAAUUAUAUUUUGCAUUAAAUGGCAACAAAGCACACCUUCCACACAUUCUAAUUUACUAAAUUGCUCCUGAUUUUCAUUACUGUAAUACAGUAUUUAUAAAAGCAGUACAACACACG
Messenger RNA from Danio aesculapii, 3488 nucleotides. RefSeq names its product potassium voltage-gated channel, Shal-related subfamily, member 2 (gene kcnd2). The coding region runs from base 268 to 2160 and encodes 630 amino acids. Gene Ontology annotation, cellular component: voltage-gated potassium channel complex; membrane. Gene Ontology annotation, biological process: protein homooligomerization; potassium ion transmembrane transport. The record is from RefSeq and is a predicted model, not a curated record. Lineage: Eukaryota; Metazoa; Chordata; Actinopteri; Cypriniformes; Danionidae. Gene Ontology annotation, molecular function: protein binding; A-type (transient outward) potassium channel activity. The transcript has 7 exons.